Messenger RNA from Alosa sapidissima (American shad), 4426 nucleotides. It is a transcript of the gene slc71a2a, whose product is annotated as major facilitator superfamily domain containing 14Ba. Gene Ontology annotation, biological process: transmembrane transport. Gene Ontology annotation, molecular function: transmembrane transporter activity. Lineage: Eukaryota; Metazoa; Chordata; Actinopteri; Clupeiformes; Clupeidae. Gene Ontology annotation, cellular component: membrane. The coding region runs from base 248 to 1759 and encodes 503 amino acids. The record is from RefSeq and is a predicted model, not a curated record. The transcript is spliced from 12 exons.
UUGUAGUUCACCACUGAAUGCAGGAGCUAGAAGCGAAAGGAUUCGAAGCAAGUGUAGACGUUGACGGUUUUCAUUUACACUGGUGUGUUUUGAAGGUGACAGCCACAAAUUGGAAUAGUAGGCUUCAUAAACAUUUUUCGUAACUUUAGCCAAUUGGGCUAAACCCGAAGGCAACCUGGAGGAAGCGGGAGUUCCGAAGAUAUGCACUCAGCAUGGAUUUUAUGUAAUUCCUACAGGAUGUGAAGAGAUGAUGGCUCCAGAGAAAGAACAGAAAGGGACCAGUCGUGUGAUAUUGGUCAAGAAAGUUAUAAUGCGGGAUGGGAAUGUGGCACAGCCAGGCAUCGGGAAAGCCAGUGUUGGCCAUGCUGUGGUGGUCAUCUUCCUGGAGUUCUUUGCCUGGGGACUACUAACUACCCCCAUGCUGACGGUUUUGCGGGAGACGUUUCCACAUCACACAUUUCUGAUGAAUGGUCUCAUUCAGGGAGUAAAGGGUCUUCUGUCCUUCAUGUGCGCUCCUCUGAUUGGCGCCCUGUCUGACGUGUGGGGUCGGAGGUCCUUCCUGCUGGUGACUGUGUUUUUCACCUGCGCCCCUAUCCCCCUCAUGAGGCUCAGCCCAUGGUGGUACUUUGCCAUGAUCUCUGUGUCGGGGGCUUUUGCUGUCACCUUUUCGGUCAUCUUUGCAUAUGUGGCUGAUGUCACAGAGGAGCGGGAGAGGAGCACGGCCUAUGGACUGGUGUCUGCCACCUUCGCCGCCAGCCUCGUCACAAGCCCGGCCAUCGGGGCGUACCUGUCGAUGCGCUAUGGCGACAACCUGGUAGUGCUGGUGGCCACGCUCAUCGCCCUGGCGGACAUCUGCUUCAUCAUGCUGGCUGUGCCCGAGUCGCUCCCGGAGAAGAUGCGUCUCAACACCUGGGGGGCGCCCAUCUCCUGGGAGCAGGCUGACCCGUUUGCUUCUCUGAGGAAAGUGGGGAAGGACCCCACUGUUCUUAUGAUCUGCAUCACUGUGUUCCUGUCCUACCUGCCUGAGGCGGGACAAUACUCCAGCUUCUUCCUUUACCUCAGACAGGUCAUAAACUUCACCCCCACCACGAUAGCCGUGUUCAUCGGAGUAGUGGGCAUCCUCUCGAUCGUGGCGCAGACGCUGGUGCUGACACUGCUGAUGAGGACUAUUGGGAACAAGAACACGGUGCUGCUGGGCCUCGGCUUCCAGGUUCUACAGCUGGCCUGGUACGGCUUUGGCUCCGAGCCCUGGAUGAUGUGGGCAGCGGGGGCGGUGGCAGCCAUGUCCAGCAUCACCUUCCCUGCGGUGAGCGCUCUGCUGUCCCGCAGCGCUGACCCUGACAAGCAAGGCUUGGCACAGGGCAUGAUCACUGGCAUCCGAGGGUUGUGUAACGGCCUGGGUCCUGCCCUCUACGGCCUUAUCUUCUUCAUGUUUAACGUGGAGCUGAACGGGAUUGGGCCCAUUGAGUCCGGCUACCCCAUUGCCCCAAUCAGCCCCCCUGAGAGGAGCAUCAUCCCUGGGCCACCGUUCCUGCUGGGCGCGUGCACGGUGGUGGUGGCCUUCCUGGUGGCGAUGUUCAUCCCUGAGCGCAGCGCCGAGGCCGACGUGGCGCUGUGCCACACGCGCAAGACCAGCACCAGCUCCAUCUCCAGUGGCAGCGGCAGCGCUGAGCUGCCCGAGGCCCACAUCAACGCGCCGCUGCCCGGCAGCGAGGACGACCUGGACUUCGAGCCGCUGCUGCAGGACAGCAAAGUGUGACGUGUGAUACGCCUCUCCUCUCCCGGCUCUCCGCCUUCCCUGUGUGUGACCUCGUGAUUCCAACACCUCCCCGUGCCUGCGGUGUGUGUGUGUGGGGGGGGUUGUUGUGUGAGGAGGGCCACACCGUUUUUUUGUUGUGAGACUCUUUCCUUACCUUUCUUGAAGGAAGAGGGGACAGGACCAAUUUUUGCCACACUACAAGUGAACUACCAGUGUUCAUCAGUUACGAAUUCCCUCACUCACAUAGAUAUAUAUACACACCGAGAGAGAAAGAGAGAGAUUUUUCUCCGUGUGAUUUUAACGUGUCGUUACUUCUGUUUUGUUGAUGUAAGGGAAUAUGUUGUGGGGACAUGAUUCUCGAGGACUGUUCCUUCUGCGUUGUUUGGGGAGUUUAGUCUCUGCAAUAUCCAUGGAGUUGGCUUGAGGCCUGGUUCCAAAUGCAAAUGGUUUAUUCCAGACAGAUGGCUCCCCUGUCGUUUGAAAAUACAGCCGUGGGAAUGUGUUAUUUUAAGUAGCCAUAACAGAAGAAGGGACCAGUGAGUCGGAAUGUCCAGGGGCUACCAGGGUGCCAGUAGAAUUUAAUCGCAUACGGAAUUAACACAUCUUGAAGUUCCACUACAUAUCCAGUAAGGUGUCCAAAAUUGUGUGUGUUUCAAAGGUUAAGGUAGACAUUUUGCACAAGUGUGGUGAGAUGAUUUGGUACUGAACGUUACUGCUAAUGUAUGCCUCUAGGUUUUGUGACUAAGCUGUAGGUUUGAAGUUCUAGAGGAGGAUGUAGAUUUGAACUUGACCAUGGGGAGAUUCAGGAGCGCAUCUAAUGGCACAUAUAUGGUCGUUAGAGAAUGAUGUAUGUGAUUGAAUCUCCCCUUGCUGCUGCUCGUUGGAAGAGGUCAGUUUUAGAGAGAAGAGACUUCCUGCAGCCAACUAGGGGGCUGGUGAAUUAGACAUGUACAGUACAUAUACAGUAAGUUCUAUGCAGUACUGUUUAUGAUGAUCUUACUUUCCAUAACACUUAGUUAAUUUUUCGGAUUUUCAGAUCUAUAUCUUGUACAUAACAUUUAUAUGCCACCUGCAUGUAAUGUAAGUUCAUAUUUAUGUUCUUGACGACAUUAGCACUGCUCUUUUACUUUCUAUUCUAUUGAUAAUUCUAUUAAUAUUUUUACUGUUUUUGUCUCCUUUUGAGAAAAGGGACUUGUUUUAUAUACUUUUAUUGGAAGCAUUUUUGGGGUUUCUGGUAUUUAUCGCAGAGGUUGGGGUCUUUUAACCAAAAAGCAUCUUCACAUCUCAAAUGUUUGUGAGAGACUGCUUCACCAGCUACCUCAGGUUUGGAGGGCAUUAUCUGAGUACGACUACAAUUUGCUUGAAUAGCCAUGGUCCAUCUCUCUUUCUCUUUCUUUCUUUCCUCCUUUCUUUCUGUCUCUCUCUCUCUCUCUCGCUCUCUCCCUCUCUUUCUCUGGUAUCAAACAAGAAAAGGGAUCACUAACUAAAAAGACAGCUUGGUGAGACAGACCCAGAUUGUACAUAUAGAGUAUAUAUUUCCCUUUGACUAGUCCUGCAGAAAUUUGCCAGAUGUUUAUAGUGUGUAGUUAACGCAGUAUAUUUGCCCCUGCCAGAUAGGGUAUGGAAGAUUUCACUAUCAAUGUUUGUGUGUCUCAGAAAUGUUGUGUGUGUAUGUGUAUGUAUGAAUCUGUUACUUUUUACCCACACAAAAACAAAUAAGCAGUAAAGGCUGUUGUGAGCGUAUAUACUGAUACACAGAAUACACACACACACGCUCAUACACACAAUGCAUUCAAUUUGGGCAGGGCAGAGCUUGAAAAUGUGCCCAGAUUGGCCUUGGGCAAGUGGCUUGCGAUAAGAAAUCACCAUACCUGCAGUCCCUUACAUGGUCUGCCACAAGAGAUUCCACACAAUGAUGCCACUGAGGCAGUUUUCCACUGUUAAUGAUUGCAGUUUAUGUGUUUGUUUGUCUCUGUGUGUACGUGUCGGGGUGUGUGUGUGUGUGUGUGUGUGUGUGUGUGUGAGGAAGGGAGGGAGGGAGAGAGAGAUAGAGGUGGAGAGAGUAAGAGAGUCUUAUGUGUAUAUUCUUCACAGCCUGUAACUCUAAUAAGAGAUGUAUCAUAAUUGCAAUGUAAAUAAAUGCAAGGCUCAUUUAGAUUGCACUGUAUUGAAGAUGACUUGAAGAAGAAGAAGGAUGUCCUGACAGCUAUAUUUUUUUGAGGAGAUGGCACCUGUGUGUGUGUUUUGUCGAAGUAGUGUCACAAGUGUUUUCCAUGUGUGAAGGAGGCAGAUGAGGUCUUGGUGUUGUUCGUAUAUGUGACUGUACAGAUUGGGAGCCUAUGAGAGUGAUUGUCACCUUUAAAAUGUGUUUGACAAGUGUGUUCAGCGUCUGUGGAAGUCCUGGUGUUUUUUUUGCACCUUUACAUGUUUAGGUCAUAACAGAUGUGCCUAAAGAAUGGCUGUCUCGUUUUUUGCCACCAAACGAGAAGGGGAAAAUAACGCUGGGUGCUUUGAGCAGCUGUGGUUGCUCUAUAAUGACACCACAUUUAAGAUGUACACAGGCUAUGUAUUUAUAAUAAACUUGUCCUGUCUGUCAAUCUUGUAAAGAGCUGAAAUUAAUAAUAAAAGAACAGCCAAGAGAAUGACUUAUGUCUGUUCAUUACACUC